AUGACAAUACAAGAAACAUUAAAUAAACUAGACAAAAAUGCAAAAAACCAAACAAAGAACAUAAGUUUUCAGUAUGGUAAUAAUCAGCCUAAUUUCUCAGGCGAAACAACACUUAACAUUUACGAUCAUGAUAAUCGAAAUACGGAACUAUUAAAGGGCAAUUUAAAUUUGGCUCAAUUUCCUAAUCUGCGGAAAAUUACUUUUGCUUACAAUCUUCGCGUCAAUUCACUUGAAAACAUCGAUAUUAGUGAAAAUACAAAUUUAAAUAGAAAACUAGAACAGUUAAAAAAAGAAACGGAACAAACUCCCACUCUUCGUCAAUUUCAAGAAUUAAAUAAUAUUGCUUUGCCAACCACUGAACUUAAUUUCGAUAAUUUAAAGCGAGAAGUUCAACGGCUCAAAUUAAAAGAUUUUAUUCCUUAUUUUCAAGAACAAAGAGACAACCUUGAUCAACUAAUAGACUCUACCAAAAACAAGGUGGGUGAAAAUUUAGAAAUGUUUUUAGAACUUUGCUUACAAACCCAAAAACAAAUUAGUGAAAGUGAAAAGGAAGAAAAUGAUGCCUUAACUCAAGCCCAACUAAAAGGACAGUUAACUGCUUACCAAACAAUUUUACAAACUAAACUUAACAAAAAAGAGGUAAAAAAUCUUUUGGAGAAGCAGGCUGAAUUCACUCACUUAGAAAAACAACUAAAAAUUUUAGAGCAAGUUCAAGAAGAAAAAACGGAGGCUCAAAUUGAACAAAUAAUUUUUCCAAGGAAAGAUUAA
Messenger RNA from Paraglomus occultum, 768 nucleotides. Lineage: Eukaryota; Fungi; Glomeromycota; Glomeromycetes; Paraglomerales; Paraglomeraceae. The record is from the annotation of a GenBank genome assembly.